CAAAAUUUUCGUUUCGUUAUCCACAUGUUCGGUUUGGGGCGAGUUAUUAAUUCAAAGUGUUGAGUCGCGUGGUGGUGGAUGAGAAUUAGGCUUGUCGAAAUUGGUUUGAAACUUCUGGAAAGAAAAAGUCAAUUUGUGACUCAUUGUGCUGAAAGGAAAACUAGCAGUAAAUCUUUCAAAGGAACGAAAGGGCAACACACUUUUAACGACGGUGCUGAUUAUACUACACUUGAACAGAAGUUAUUAAAAAGUAAUUGAGGUAUCUGAAAUAACGUAUUGAAGAAAUGUCUGUGAUUGGAAUCGAUUUUGGCAAUGAGUCUUGCUAUGUUGCUGCCGCCAAGGCCGGUGGUAUUGAAACCCUUGCUAAUGACUACAGUUUACGUGCAACGCCAACCUUUGUGGCUUUCGAUGGAAAGAAGCGCAUUAUUGGCGUGGCUGCUAAAAAUCAACAAGUCACAAAUAUGAAAAAUACAGUGAGUGGUUUCAAGCGUUUGUUGGGACGGAAAUUCAACGAUCCACACGUUCAACGAGAACUUAACAGCAUUCCAACGAAAGUGGAUCAACGUUCUGAUGGCAGCAUUGGCUACAAAGUUAAUUACUUGGAUCAGGAACAGUACUUUUCCCCCGAACAACUGACAGCAAUGUUAUUCACUAAAUUGAAGGAAACAUCGACAACUGCUCUGCAAGCACAGGUUAAUGACUGUGUAAUCACUUGCCCAGCAUACUUCACUAACUCGGAACGUAAAGCAUUGUUAGACGCUGCUCAAAUUGCAGGUCUAAAUGUUUUGCGCCUUAUGAACGAAACGACAGCAACUGCGCUCUCAUAUGGUUUUUAUAAGCAAGAUUUGCCUGAUGAAAGUAAACCACGCAAUGUUGUAUUCGUCGAUUGUGGCAAUUCUUCACUUCAAGUAAGUGUGUGCGCCUUUACUAAGGGUAAAUUGAAAAUGCUUGCAAGUGCAUGGGAUCAGAUUGGGGGACGCGACUUUGACAAUGUGUUGGCAGAACAUUUUGCCAAAGAGUUUUACGAUCGUUAUAAGCUGAACGCCAAGACAAAUCCUCGUGCUUAUCUACGUUUGCUUACUGAAAUUGAGAAAUUGAAGAAGCAAAUGUCUGCGAACAGUACAAAAUUGCCUAUAAAUAUAGAAUGUUUUAUGGAUGAUGUUGAUGUUUCUUCGUCAAUGCAACGUUCCCAGAUGGAGGAUUUAUGUUCUCAUUUGUUUCAACGAGUAGAGAUGACGUUUAUUAAACUGUUACAAGAUUCCAAGUUGUCGCUGGAUGACAUACACUCAGUUGAAGUUGUCGGUGGUACUACUCGUAUCCCGGCCAUAAAGCAACUUAUUGAACAGGUAUUCGGAAAACCUGCUAGUACCACAUUGAAUCAAGAUGAGUCGGUUUCACGCGGUGCCGCAUUGCAAUGUGCAAUCAUGUCACCAGCAGUUCGAGUCCGCGAAUUUGGUGUAACUGAUAUCCAAAAUUACGCUGUUAAAGUGAGUUGGGAUGGUGAGGGUUCUCAAGCCGGCGGUGAAAUCGAAGUAUUCCCAGCUUUUCAUUCCGCUCCGUUCAGUCGCUUACUAACAUUGAACCGAAAAGAACCCUUCUCAAUGACUGUGCAAUAUGCACAAUCUAUACCCUUCCCAGAUCCAGUUAUAGGAAAAUGGUUUAUUAAAGAUGUUAAACCAAAUGAACGUGGAGAGCAUCAGGAAGUUAAAGUGAAAGUCCGCAUCAAUCACCACGGUCUGGUAUUGAUUUCUAGUGCUUCUCUUGUUGACAAGAAAGAAGAAGAAACUGCCAAUGCUGGAGUUACUGCCGGCGAGCAAAAUUUAGCACCUAGCAGUGAAGAAAAGGGGAAUGCUGGCGAUCAACAACAGCAAACUGGUAACGCUGGUGAACCUAUGGAUGUACAGCAAGAGGCAUGUUAUGAAAAUGAGGAAGAUAAUAAUACAUCAACAGCCUCAUCACCUGGAGGACAAGGGUGGGCUCAGCGGGUCAAAGGCUGGUUUAGUUCGGGUUCUGACAAGAAAAAGAAGAGCACUAAAUUAAUAGAGCUUCCAAUGGAAGUGAAAACUCAUGGUUUCUCAUCACCAGACUUGCAGAACUUGGUACAACAAGAGGCUAAAAUGAUUGCAAAUGACGCCCGGGAGACCCAACGCGUUGAUGCUAGGAAUGCCCUUGAGGAAUAUGUGUACGACAUGCGUAACAAACUUCAGGGUGGUCCACUUGAACGUUAUGUUUUGGAAGCAGACCGUGAAGCCAUUUGCUCUCAACUUAAUGAUCUCGAAAACUGGUUGUAUGAGGAGGGAGAAGAUUGUGAUCGUGAUACGUAUGUUAAUAAAUUGAAAGGACUUCAUACCCAAACAGAUCCUAUCAAAGAACGCGCUAAUGAUUACGAGAAUGCUCCAACCGCAUUUGACGAACUUAACCAUAGCAUCCAAGUAGCGCGCGCUUCUAUAAAUGAGUUCAAAAAGGGCGCUCCUAAAUAUGAUCACCUAACAGAGGCCGAAUUCUUGAACAUCUCUGAGGCAGCUGAUAAAGCGCAGAAGUGGCUAGAUAGUAAUAUGGCAAAAUUUACACAAACGCCACGCAUGCAUGACAGUCCUGUCAAAGUUGCCGAUAUACGCCAUGAAGUACAGACGCUGAAUGCUUGCGUCAAUUCGGUUAUUAAUCGUCCUAAACCAAAACCAGCUGCGAAACCAGCGCCUGCGAAAGAUGCCAAUGCAGCGGGAGCGGGCGAGCAGAAUGGUGAAAAUGCAGAGAAAGAAAACGAUAAAACAGCACAUAAUCCAAUGGAUGAUGCUACCAUGGAUGUGGAAUAAAUAAAACAAGAUUUAGUUGCUUUUGUGGUGGGGGUGUUUAUAGAAUGUAAGUCGUCCUGCCUAUACGUUAGGAAGCCAGAAAAUAUAAAACAAACACGAGCUUUUUUCUGCUUUGAAAUAACAAAAUGCGUAUGAUAUCUGUGGUUAGGCGAGCAUCGAAUUAAAAGUGAAGUGAGAGUGAGAAGAGGGAUAUAUCUUCGUAAUAUUGCAGUUGGGGGCGAUAAUAGGUACCAAUAUUGCCACUGAGAACAGUCAGUAAAUAUUGAGAUAAAAAUAGAAAACAAACGCCGUGUGAAUUCUGUUAUUACUUACAUACAAACUCAAUGAAAAGAAAUUCAAUAUUUGCAAUAAAAAUAAUGAUUUUAAUUUUUACUAAUUUAAUAAAAUAUUGACCAAAUAACAUAUAACCGAAAAUAAAUCAAUUCCUAAAUAUCAGGUGCAAAUCAGAUUACAAACAAUGCUUUGGCUAAAAACCCUUAAUCUUUGAUUCACAAAAAUGCUUUCAACUUAUUAUUUUGUCUAUUGAAAUUGGAGUAAAUAUAUUUUUUCAAAUGAAUAUUGUAUAAGCAAAAUAUGUAAUCACUGAAUCCUCCUAAUAAUGUUUUCUCUUAAAGAAACAAAUUAAAUUACAAACAGCUCGAAUGGGAAAAUUUUAUAUUCGUAGAAAUACCGAGGAUUCAGCGACAGCUAAUAUUGUAUCAACUUUAUGUUGAUGAAUUUCAGAAUUUGUAAAAUUCUUGGCAUUUUUAGAAUGUAAUUUAAAUUUAUCAGACACCAUAUAAUUUUAUUUAUAUUACCACAUGGACCGCCAUUGGAGAUGCAAUGCACCAUACGAUGAUGACAUUUCUGUUGCUUUACUUUUAAGCUUAUGAACAAUUAUGUAGGUAUGAAGAAGUGACAGCUAUAAACUUACAUACAUACGUAUUAUCACAUUGCAAAGCGCAUUCACGUAAUAAUUAAGGUUAUGUAUGUAUGUACAAUGUAAUUGAAUUAAUUGCUGCGGUAUUAAUUUCUAGAAUUUAGCAGAUUUUUCAAAUAAUAAAAUUUACAGUUUGGACUAAAUUGAAUUUAUAAAGGAAUACACCUAAUCUAAUAAACUAAAACGAAAUAAACAACACUCAACAACAA
Bactrocera tryoni is the source of this 3941-nucleotide messenger RNA. It is a transcript of the gene Hsc70Cb, whose product is annotated as heat shock 70 kDa protein 4. The coding region runs from base 285 to 2813 and encodes 842 amino acids. Gene Ontology annotation, molecular function: ATP binding; ATP-dependent protein folding chaperone. The record is from RefSeq and is a predicted model, not a curated record. The transcript has 8 exons. Gene Ontology annotation, cellular component: nucleus; cytosol. Gene Ontology annotation, biological process: protein folding. Lineage: Eukaryota; Metazoa; Arthropoda; Insecta; Diptera; Tephritidae.